This is a messenger RNA of Saprolegnia parasitica CBS 223.65, 1581 nucleotides long. RefSeq lists its product as hypothetical. Bases 34 to 1581 code for a protein of 515 amino acids. The transcript is spliced from 4 exons. Lineage: Eukaryota; Oomycota; Saprolegniomycetes; Saprolegniales; Saprolegniaceae. The record is from RefSeq and is a predicted model, not a curated record.
CCGUCACUCUGGUUGCAGACAAGCCAAAGCGAGAUGCUGUCCGUUCUUCCCGGGCAGCUCGUGCAUGUGCCGAAUGUUCACGGCGUCGACGUCUCUGCGCACGUGGUCGAAGCAACGCCCCGCAGCACGCGCGUUCGCUUCGACGACGACCAGUCGGUCGUGGCCGUCACGUCGCUCAAGGUGGUUUACACGCCCGGGGCUUUCCUGUUACAAGACGCCGCGUCGGUCGUUGGCGCCGACGUCGAGGUCUCGCAACCCGACGGCGCGACGAUGCGCGGGGCCGUCAAGCAGUUUGAUGCAGCGCAGCAGUGCCAUCUCGUGCGCUACGACAGCGGCAAGAAAGAGUGGCUGGACUUGGCCACGUGCCACUUCAAGGUCUGCGUUGCGAGCGCGCCGUCACCGUGGUACGUGGCCGGCGCCGAGAUCGAGCUCUACUCGCUGGGCGCCCCGCACACCUUUCAAGAGGGCGCUGUCGUCUGCCGGCACUUUGGCGCGACCGCAAGCCUGUACAACAGCAGUCGAGGGGCCUUUGAGAUGCAUCCCGCAACGACGCCGCACAAGGUCGUGCUCCACGGCCUCCACGGCGGGCGCGAUAUCCCCGCGGGGUCCUGCGUCGACGUGUACAGCGCCAGCCAUGGCACCUUCCGCAUUGGUCACGUGUUGAAGCGGGCUGCGCAAGGCGCGCUCGCACCCCUUCGGUUCCUCGACAGCGACACCCUCGAGUGGGUCGACCUCUCGAGCAUGACGUUCAAGCUCGUGCUCUUUCCGGGCCAGCGCCCCGUCACAACCCUCCUGUCUCCGCGCGGGUUUUCAUUCCCGACGCUGCCGCCUGGCGCGCACGUCGAUGUCUACCGCGACGGAAGCUACUGCAAAUGCUCGGUGGUCGCCACCACGACUGCGCCACACGUCUACGACGUCCGCGAGGCCCGGACCGACGCCCUUUUCCGCCUCGACCUGGCUCGUGCCAAGUGCAAAGUGCGCAUCCCUCCGUCGGCCGACCUGGCACAUUUUCGGGAUCACGUUGUCGAAGUGUUCGUCAAAGCGUCCCGGCGCGUCGACACGGGGCGCGUCAGCGACGCCAACGCGUCCACCAAGAUGCUGCAGAUCCGCUACGACGGCGGCCGCACCGACUGGGUGCACAUCGCAACGACCAAGGUCAAAGUCCGGCUCCCAAGAGACCUUGAAGCAACCCCCGAGAGCCCAGAAGUCGCAACCAAGGGUACGAGACCGCCGCUCUUGCGCGCGCAGAGCUCCGCACACGUGCUUCCAUCGCCGCCGCGGCCCUCGCUCCUUCGCCGCGCCGUGUCGUUUACGCGCAGCCUGCAGCGCACACCGCUCGCGCUGCAACGGCGCGCGUCCACCAGCGCUAGCACGUCCAAGAAGGAGGUCGAGUGGAAGAUGCACAUUGACCCUGCGACCCACCGAACGUGCUACGUCCAUGUCCCGACCGGGCGGCAGCAGUGGCAACCACCCGCCGACGUCGAUUUGCACGAGCUCCAGUGGCUCGAACCCGAGCCGUACGAAAUAGCAGCGGACGUGAGCUCGAUCCAGAUCCCCGUCGGACCUCUCGAGGCUCAAUAA